Messenger RNA from Perkinsus marinus ATCC 50983, 396 nucleotides. RefSeq lists its product as hypothetical. The record is from RefSeq and is a predicted model, not a curated record. The coding region runs from base 1 to 396 and encodes 131 amino acids. The transcript has 4 exons. NCBI's taxonomy places the organism in Eukaryota, Perkinsozoa, Perkinsida, Perkinsidae.
AUGCGGUGUGAGCUAUUGCUAGUCGUUGGUAAAGGAUACUUCGUACUGCAAGGUUCACCUGCCGGACCUGUGGCUUCAUUGUGUGAUGUUAAUGGUCUCCAAGUUGUCCCUACGUCUCGUUGCGUUAAGGUCUGUCUGAUGCUAACUGUCCUCAAUCGCGGGGCCUACUCUAGCCCAUUGGAAGAGAUAAAUAGGGUCAAUUUCGGUCUACAGCCUUUGACACAGGAUGAUAAAGAAGCUCUACCUCAAUCUGCGGAUACAUGCAGUGGGCCUAUAAUAAAGUCCUUUUUCGUGUACAGCCCUGUGCUCAAGGUGCAGGACAGGACACCGGAGAGUUUGGCUUCGGCAGAGGAUGAGGAUACCCGCGAAGCUCAAGCGAAGCAGAUCUACUACUAG